Messenger RNA from Gamsiella multidivaricata, 513 nucleotides. RefSeq lists its product as uncharacterized. The record is from RefSeq and is a predicted model, not a curated record. NCBI's taxonomy places the organism in Eukaryota, Fungi, Mortierellomycota, Mortierellomycetes, Mortierellales, Mortierellaceae. The coding region runs from base 134 to 394 and encodes 86 amino acids. The transcript has a single exon.
GUCCGUGUGUGAGAAUGUGUCUGGAUCGGCGUUAUAAAUAAGACAGACAAGCUCUGCCCUGGCCUGGCUCGCCUAUCCCUCGUGGCAGCAGGAGUCGUCGGACGGACUGUUUGUGUGUCACCGAGAGUGGGAUAUGAGAUUCGAUUUGAUUUUUGGUGGGGAACGCGAUUGCUCACUGGGGGUUUAUCCACUUCCUGUUAUCCUGUUACUCUUCUAUUCUUUCUUUUCGCAAUUGCUCUUCUUCUUCCCACAGCCGUCAACACUCGUCAUGCCAUGGACGGAAACGUGCGUCUCCCUUUUCUCUCUGAACCAUAUGUCAUUGUCUAUACUGACACUUGCUGGUUAUGUGUGCUAUAGCUGUCUACUUCAGCAACAGUAUAUUUUUGCAUGUUAACAGCAGCAGCACAGACACGUCUUUCACUUUCAAAAAUAAAAGAGCAUGUGGAUCGAAAAGGCACGGGGAUAAUAACGUUACUGGGGCAUUUGGACUCGGUCAAUUGACACCAAAACAGA